Moneuplotes crassus is the source of this 1485-nucleotide messenger RNA. Lineage: Eukaryota; Ciliophora; Spirotrichea; Euplotida; Euplotidae. The record is from the annotation of a GenBank genome assembly.
UGAAAGCCCAGAUGGAAGUUCCAGAAUGACACCUCAAAAGAUCAGGAACAUCCUUAAGAAAGAUGGUAGCGAGAAGAGGAGUAAAAUCGGGACUCCCAAGAUUACAGAUUAUAAGAAAUAAAAGGAGUGAAAGGAAAAGCAGGAUGAAGUCUGACAUUGAAGGCUGCCAUUCUUCAAAAGAUAUCAGCUGUAGCAUUUCGAUGAGUAGUUUCUCAUAUAGGGCCGAGAACUCUGAAGAUGAUAAGGCAUCGAAUGAGGAUGCUGGUUAUAUCCAGACAAUCAAUUUUGAUGAUAAUGGGGUCAUUGAGAGAAGCAAGACAUAUCCUAAUACAGGCUUAGUUAACCUAAUGCAGCAGCUGAAAGCGGAUGAAGUUAAUAAUUAUCCUAUGAAUGAUCCAAAACUAGAGCAGAAAAAAAAUACUAUGCUAUACCAAGCAGAAGAAGAGCUAAAGGCUCUGAAAUUAGCUUACAAAGAGAAAUUAGAAGAUAAACUCAAAAAGAAAGAAACUCUUGAGAAAGAUAAUUCUGAACUACAAACAUCCUUGAUGUUUAGCUUAAAAGACUUGAAAAGGAAAGAAAAACAGACUACCAAACUAAAGCUCAAGGAAGAACUUCAGCAGCAGAUAGAUGAAUUAGAAGCUCGCCUUGAGGCAAUGGAGGAAGAGGAGGUAAAGCUUGAAAAGAAUCAACAGCAUGACCAAAUCCAAUGCUCUUCAUUUUCCCCAAGACCUAAUCCACCAGCCGACCAUAAUCCUUCAGACCAAGAUACUCCUGAUAAGGAAGUACCUCCAAAUCCUGAGCCUCAGUUUAUCGAUUCUAAAGAGAUGUCUUCAAAGCCUUCCAAAGAACUACCCAUAGAGUUCCCAGUGAAUGUAUCGAAUAUAGAACCCUCAGAACCGGCUGAGAUUAAUGGCAAUGAUUUCACAUUCUCUCUUGCUCAAGAAGAAACAAAACAGAAAUUCCCCCCUCCUCAAUCAAAACCCAAUCCUGUUCCCAAAAAGGUGAGAAAACCCAAACGUCACUCCCAAGAAGCUAAAAUACCGGAAAACGCACAGAAUCGUUCCAAAAAGUCUCCAAAACCAAUUUCAAACCAUAAAGAUUCAGAAAACUCAUCCAAAAACCAAACUCACUUAAUCAACAGAUUAGAAAAGAGGAAAGAGAAAUUGAAGCAAGAUCGGAGCAGACUGAAAGAACAGAAUGAGAAACAAGCUGAAGAGAUUAAGAUGCUCAAAGAAGUCAAUGAGAUGAGGAAAUCAAAAUAUAAAUAUCUAAAGAAAGAGAAUCUCCAAAUGAGUACUUUCCUGUCUGCUUCCAAGAUAAAACACAGAAGGGAGAUAAAAUACUAUCGUGAGAACUACACUAAAGAGAGAUCCCAGUUCUGGAACCAUGCCAGUGCAAUUAUCAUAUUUUUCUUUUUCAUUGUGAUUCUGUACUGGAAAAUCCCUCAGUAGUACCUAAUAAAGACUCUUUAAAUUAGCCAGUAAA